AUGCCUGGUCACCCGUCUCCACCACCUCCACCACCACCUCCUCCACCCUCGCAAUCUCAUAACAUGCUCUCAAUUCAGUCGCUCAGCGGUGCUGGAGGUCCUCCUCCACCUGCUUCUCAGUCCAACCGAUCUCCUCCAGUCGGUCCAACCGCGGCUUUGGCUCAACAGCAGCAACAACAACCAUCAUCUGGUCCAGGAACCUCGUCUGUGGGUCCUUUACCUCCUCAACAGAGCCCUCAACUCCAAACAGUGCCUCCUCCACCCUCACAGGCCUCUGGAUUGAGUUCGCUGGCUCAACUUGGCGGAGCCGCCGCAGGCACUGCGGCGCAGGGUCCGCCCGGCGGACAUGGCCCACCACCUCCAUCUCAAACAGCAUCUCAAACAGGACCUGCUCCUGGUGGUCUUGGCCAGCCACAAAUCCCUCCAACAUCACCCAACCAGCAACACCAGCAACAACAGCAGUCGGCAGGACUUCCUCCCUCGGCAGCUCAAGUCCUCCAACCAAGCCCAAUCCAGUCGGCCCAGCAAAUCGCCGAGGCCGCGGCGUACCGCCCUUUGAAUGUCAAGGACGCUUUGUCGUACCUCGACCAGGUCAAAGUCCAAUUCCAGAACCAGCCGGACGUGUAUAACCACUUCCUGGAUAUCAUGAAGGACUUCAAGAGCCACAGGUAA
Sugiyamaella lignohabitans is the source of this 672-nucleotide messenger RNA. RefSeq names its product transcriptional regulator SIN3 (gene SIN3). Gene Ontology annotation, cellular component: Sin3-type complex; chromatin. Gene Ontology annotation, biological process: negative regulation of transcription by RNA polymerase II. NCBI's taxonomy places the organism in Eukaryota, Fungi, Ascomycota, Dipodascomycetes, Dipodascales, Trichomonascaceae. The record is from RefSeq and is a predicted model, not a curated record. The transcript has a single exon. Gene Ontology annotation, molecular function: transcription corepressor activity. Bases 1 to 672 code for a protein of 223 amino acids.